This is a messenger RNA of Stegastes partitus (bicolor damselfish), 267 nucleotides long. It is a transcript of the gene rps5, whose product is annotated as ribosomal protein S5. Lineage: Eukaryota; Metazoa; Chordata; Actinopteri; Pomacentridae. The transcript is spliced from 3 exons. Bases 1 to 216 code for a protein of 71 amino acids. The record is from RefSeq and is a predicted model, not a curated record. Gene Ontology annotation, biological process: translation.
AUGAAUGGCAGCAAGCAUGAUCCGUUAGCGUACACUACAGGCAUUGAGGCCAUCUGGCUGCUGUGCACAGGAGCAAGAGAAGCUGCUUUCAGGAACAUCAAGACGAUUGCAGAGUGCCUGGCUGAUGAGUUGAUCAAUGCAGCUAAGGGUUCCUCUAACUCUUACGCCAUCAAGAAGAAGGACGAGUUGGAGAGAGUUGCCAAGUCCAACCGUUAAACAUGUUUGCUGUCUAACAAAACAAAUAAAUGUGGAGGAAUUUCUGUUGGA